Cinara cedri is the source of this 4178-nucleotide messenger RNA. NCBI's taxonomy places the organism in Eukaryota, Metazoa, Arthropoda, Insecta, Hemiptera, Aphididae. The record is from the annotation of a GenBank genome assembly.
CAUAUGAUUGAUAAAGACUGAAUACGAAUGUGUAAUCAUCACGAAGUUCUUAGAAAAUUAUUCAGAGACAAUAAUAAAUUUUACUGUGUCUGUUAAAACGGUAUGUUUUAAAAAAGUAUCUUGUAAUAUGCGUAAUUGAUCGUCAGUCGUCAAUUACUACAUUCAAAUUUUUAUUUUAUUUCUAUUAAUGUAAUAUGUUUUCUUCAAAAAUGAUCAAAAUUACUAAAUUAUCUAAAUAUUUUCAUAUAAAUUCUAAUAAUUCUCAAUGGUUAUCUUUAGUAACAAACACCAUGCGUUUUUCUACAUCUAAUAUUUUGAAAGGUAUUUUUACAAUUACUAGUUUUUGCAACAUUUUUAAUUUGUUUAUUAAUACUUUGUUUAGAUCGUUAUUACACAGACAAACAUGAAUGGAUUGAUGUGAAAGAUAAAAUUGGUACAGUUGGAAUAUCACAUUAUGCCCAAGUAAUUAUUUUAAAAUUUGUUAAUAAGUAUAUAAAUAUUAUUUUAUGCCUAGAUUUGAAUACUUAGUCACCUCAAAUAAAAUUUACCAAUUGACAAUAAAAGUACUUGUCUAAAAUAAAUUGUUUAAUUAAUGAUUUUUAUUAUUAUAGUUAUUUUAAUUGGUCUUAAAUUAAAAAUUUAUUUGUUUAUGGUCAGUUGAAGAAAGCCUAUACAGUAUCAUUAAAAAUAUGUUACCGUACAUAACGCAGCUAGAUUUUAAAUAAAUGUUUUAAAUUGUAUGUGCAUUUAGUAUAACAAUAGGUACCUAUUGAUGUGCUAAAGUUCAAAUUAAGAAUGGUUAUGGGCUAUUAUGGGUUAUCAUUAAUUUGAUAAUAUUUUCUUUUUAGUUGCAUUGAUUAUUUUCCUUUACUGAUUUUUAAUUCAUAGGCCACUGAUGUUUUAACAUCCUGUGGUUUGAUCAAAGUCUUGUUUAACAACUACUGAAUCAAAUUUUUUGGCAUGCAUUUAAGGAAAUACAAUUUCUAGUCAUUAUUAAGUCUUGGCUUAAUAUAAAAUAUAAUUUAAAUGUUUUCUUAAAUUUAUUAUAUCUCUGUAAUUAAAAUUACUAUAAUUGAUAUAUUAUUAAAUAGAUUUAAAUACAAUAAUAUGAUUUCUAUUUAUAAUAUACAUGUGUAUUAUUUUAUAAAAUAGAACAAAAAAUAGAAUAAGCUGCAUAAUUUAUCUAUAUAACCAGUAGUGUAUCCAGAAUUUUUGUUUUGGUGGGGGGAGGGUUGAAAAAAAUGUAACAAAUGAAAUUUUUUUGAAUUUUGUGUGUAUUAUAAUUGCACAUUGAACAUUUUAUUACUGUUUUAUAGCGCUAAUUAUAUAAAAGUUGAAAUAUUUAUCUUUUUUAAAAAUUAUAAAAAUAUAUUCAUUUUUCUUUUUGUUGUUUUAGCAAGUUCAUCUAUAACAUCAUUGAUAUCCAUGUUGUUAUCGCGAUGACUAUAUUUUAGUAAGGCUAAACCAUUUAAACGUCUUUGUCCCAAAGCAUUUUUCAAGUAUGUUUUCAAACGACAGAGUGUUGUUAAAUGAAUAUUUGAAGAAGUUUAGAUAUCACUGGAUAAACAUCUGGACUAGUUAGGAGUUAUACUUCAAUAGUAUUUUUGUUCUUGAGUUUGGAAGAUGUUAAAUUUGAAUAUUUAAUGUACCACAAAUCUAAUUAUCUGUUUAAUAUAUGAUAAUUUAAAUAUGAAUCAUUACAUUCAUCAAUUAUAUGUUGGUAUAUUUCUACUAAUUGUUUGAAUUUACCUUUAAUUUCUUCAAAUAUUUUCAUUUCUAUCUUAGGUAAAAUACAAUCAAUAUUAUUCAAAACAAUCCUGUGAAUAUAAAUCUUUCAUUUAAUUGGUCUGAAUAAUCAUCUAUAAAAGGUAUGAAUACAUAACAAAUUAUUCUGGAUCAUCUGAUUUAGAUUAACAUGUCAAACUAACAGUAAUAUCAAAUAUUUCACAGACAGUUAUUACAGAUAAAAAUAACUGUUGAAACUCUACAUUACAAUUUUCUUUUAUAUCCUUAAUAUUUUUUUGAACACAGCUUCUAAUACAGUUUUUAAAUUAAGAUUUACAGUUUGAAGAUAUCAGCCAUGUGGAAAACUUAUAGAAAGUAUUUUCACUAAAAUAGAUAAAUUUAUUUAAAAUUUGAACUGUUUUAUCGCAAUAAGAACAUGAAUUGCAAAACUAGAAUUGUCAGAAUCUGAUUAUAUUAUUAAUUUGUAUUAUUUGUGUAAACUGUUAAGUGUAAUAACACUUUAUUUUUUUUUCAAACUAUUAGUAUUUUAUUUUAUUUUUUCGAAGAUAUUUCAGAGGAGGUACAACCCCCUAACCCCCCUGUAUACGUCACUGUAUAUAACUAUUAUUUACUUAUUAUCCGCCAUUUAAACUGUCUCAUUGCAUAUUUUAAUGUUGUCUUUUAUCUAUGUUUUUUGUCAGCUACUGUUGUAUCAAAUAUUUCAAUUUAAUUUUUGUUAGCUAUUUUCAUACUAAUUAACUACCUGUAGUGUAAUAGUGUAUCUACUUAAUUUAACUAACUAUAUAUAUGUUAGAUUCUGACUGAAGCUAGGAAUGUAUUGGUUUUACAAUGAUGUUUAUUUUUUUUUCUGUGAACAACUUUUCUAUCAGCAAUUUUGGAAAUCUGGACACCAUCUUUGAACUGUAUUUAUAGAAAUUUUAUCCAUUCAAAAAUAAAUUCCUAUUAGGAAUUAACCGAGACAGACAUUUCCCUUAAAAAAUCCUUGUUGCACCACUGUGGUUGAUUAUUGUAUUUUCUUGUGUUAUAAAAUAAAAAAGAUGGUUUGCUCUGUGUAUAUAAUAUAUAUGCUUUUCCUUCAUCUUCAUCCCAAAUAAUUGGUGUCGACCACUCUUGUUCUAAACUUCCACUUGACCACCUGGAGAUGGUAGUUUAGGUAUGGUUCAUCCUUUAUCUUAUCUUCUCUUGUCACUCCAAUUAUUCAUCUUAGCAUGUAUUUAUUCUCUUUUCUAUUUUUUGUCUACCACCUAACACUAAGAACGAUACAAAAUAGUUGUAACUAGAUGGGACAGUAUGUCAAAGUCUUGUUUAGAGUUCCUUAUACUGUUAUAAAGAAUUUUACACUGGCUGUCAACCUGUUGUAACCCCUUUUGUUACCUUUUAUAAUGUAUAUAUUAAAUAUAAAUUACAUUUCAUUAUGUUAUUUACUAAUAAAUUUAAUAUAUAUUUUAGGAAGCUUUAGGUGAUGUAGUGUAUGCUGAGCUACCUGCUAUUGGAACUGAAGUGAAAAUAAAAGGUAUGUACAUAAAAUUAAAACUUUUGAUAUGAAUUUUAACACAAUUGAUAAUUUAAAAUUUUAAUUUUUGGCAUUUUCUUUCAGUUAUAUUAUAAUUUAAUUAAAAGGUUUUAUCAAACAAUUUUUAAAUCAAUUGAAGAAAUCAUACAAUGGAUUUUAUUUAAAAUGCUACUGUAUAUUCUGAAUUAUAUUUUUAACUUAUACAUCAUAUUUAUAUUAAUAAUAUUAUGAAAAUAUGUGUUUAUAGACGAAUGUGGUGCAUUAGAAAGUGUGAAAGCUGCAAGUGAAUUGUACAGUCCUGCAUCAGGAAAAAUAGUUGAGAUAAAUUCUAAGAUAGAAACAAGUCCAGCAUUAAUAAAUCAAUCGUGCUAUGAAAAUGGUAUUACCAAUUUGUAAUAAUUGUUUAAGUUGAAGUAUAUUUUUUUAAUAAUUAAUUUUUUAGGAUGGCUCUUCAAAUUAGAGUUAUCUUCUAUAGAAGAAGUACAAAAUUUAAUGAAUGAAGAACAAUACACUGAAUUUAUUAAACAGGAUCAUAAUUAAUGGUAAUGUAAAUAAUUGUUUGUUAGAUCUUAUCUAGAAUAUUUUAAUUUGUUUUUGAUUUUUAUAAAACAUUUAUUGAUUGAUAUUUAAUUUUCAAGCAUUUAUUUAAAUAUAUUUGUAUAUUUUUCAAUUUUGUUUUUAAUAGAUACUUAUUAAUUAAAAUAGACAUAAACAUUCUGUUGAUACAAUUCGUGGUUAUUAUCAAUUAUUUUGAAAUAUAUUCUUAAUUAAUAUUAUUGUGUUAAUUAUUUCCUGUGACUUUCUUGAUUAUUUAAGGUAUUGUGUACAAAAGACACAUUAUACAAAAAUGUUCACUAAUAAGUGAUCUUAACUUUAUUAUACACUUACAUUGUAAUCAGUUUUGACUAUUUUGAUACCU